This is a messenger RNA of Gilbertella persicaria, 5232 nucleotides long. Its product is annotated as glucan synthase. The record is from RefSeq and is a predicted model, not a curated record. Gene Ontology annotation, molecular function: 1,3-beta-D-glucan synthase activity. Gene Ontology annotation, biological process: (1->3)-beta-D-glucan biosynthetic process; fungal-type cell wall polysaccharide biosynthetic process. The transcript is spliced from 3 exons. Lineage: Eukaryota; Fungi; Mucoromycota; Mucoromycetes; Mucorales; Choanephoraceae. Bases 137 to 5104 code for a protein of 1655 amino acids. Gene Ontology annotation, cellular component: plasma membrane; 1,3-beta-D-glucan synthase complex.
AGAAUCCCCUAUCGUUUAUUUUGCUUCUACGGAACUUUUUAUAUCUUGUCGCUUUUGUAUAAUUUCUUUUUCUUUUCUUUCUCUUUCUCUCGUUUUUCUCUUCUUCUUCUUUGUCAUUGACACAUAUGAAAAAAUAAUGUCCUCCAAACAACCACUCUCUGAGAAUCAUCAUCAUACCAAUAACAACGAUAAAAAUCAAUCAGAUAAUAAUGUACCUAUUCCGGUUCCGAUAGAAAAUUAUACUCCAUACAGCGACAAUGAUCUCCCAUCAUCCUACGCCAUCUACACAGCAUUAAGAACAAAUCAUUUAGAUUCAGCAACCCAAUCUUUCAGCAAUUCCACACUUGCCAACAAACCUAAAAGGAGCAGCUAUCCAAAUUGGGAUACACAAGAUGCACCUUUAACAUUCGAUGAAAUAAGUGCUAUUUUUUUGAAUUAUGAGAGAAAAUAUGGCUUCCAGCAUGACAAUACACGCAACAUGUAUGAUCAUCUAUUAACCAUGCUAGACUCAAGGUCAUCGCGCAUGUCACCCAGAUUGGCUUUGUGGACACUUCAUGCAGACUACAUUGGUGGUGAACAUGCCAACUAUAGAAAAUGGUACUUUGCCGCUCACCUUGAUCUUGAUGAUCGUCACACACCUCGCCGUUCACCUACAGGUCUAUUAUUAGAAGAAGCUAAAAGAGAAUGGAGAGAACGUAUGGAGUCUAUGUCAGAUAUUGAUCGUAUUGCACAACUUGCGCUUUAUCUCUUGAUUUGGGGUGAAGCAGCCAUACUUCGAUAUACACCUGAGCUUUUAUGCUUUUUGUUUUAUACAGCUGAAGGAUAUAGAGAAAGCAUGAAUGAACCUGGAGUAGUUGCUGGAUCCUUUUUAGAUACAGUUGUUUCUCCUCUCUAUACCUAUAUGCGUGACCAGUGCUACCAAGUCAUCAAAGACCACUAUGUGCGUCGAGAAAAAGACCAUAAUCUUAUUGUGGGCUAUGAUGAUAUCAAUCAGUUAUUCUGGGACAAACGAUCUAUUGCUAAACUUCGGCUCAAAUCAAUUGACAAUGCACCAGUUCAAUAUCUAAAAGACAUUCCUAAAGAACAACGUUAUUUAGCAUUGGGACAUGUGGAUUGGGAUUCUGCUUUUGACAAGACAUUUUAUGAGACUCGGUCAUGGUUUCAUUUGCUGACUAAUUUCUCAAGAGUUUGGAUCAUUCAUACAGCCUCGUUCUGGUAUUACAUGGCAGCAAGUGUAGACUUUAUUUAUUUGGAUAGAAAGAACAGAACUACAGGGACUCAAAGUAAAACUAUUGAUUUACCAGUCAAGUUAUCCGUGGUAGGAUUAGGUGGACUCGUAGCCAUUCUAUUGAUGGCAUUGGCAACUCUAGCUGAAUUCAAGUACUUGAAGCUGACAUUCCAUACCAGCCGUAUCUUGACUACAAGACUCAUGAUACUCUUUUGUUUGGGUCUUUGCCAUGUAGCCUGCUCUUUUUAUAUUAUCAAGCAUGAUCAAAAGAGUACAUUCGCACUCGUCUUGUCUAGUUGUCAACUCGGUAUUGGUGCUAUUGUUUCUAUUGUCUUGGCCAUUGUCCCAUCUUCAAGUCUGUUUCAUCGACAAAAUUCAAGUCGUCAUUUGUCCUGCAAGACAUUCACAUCAAGUUUUCCGGAAUUGAUGAAUGACGAUCGGUUCUUAUCUGUCAUGAUGUGGAUCUGUGUAUUCAGCUGCAAGUUUCUUGAAACCUACUUUUUCUUAGCACUUUCGUUUCGUGAUGCUCUUUCAGUUACUACAUUGAUGCAUCUAAACAACUGUGGUACUGAUCCCUUAUUAGGAAGAUGGCUGUGUACUGCAAUGCCUAUCAUUACCACUGUAUUGAUGUUUUCAGUUGAGCUGGUCUUGUUCUUUUUGGAUACUUAUUUAUGGUAUGUGAUCUGGAAUACUGUCUUUUCAGUAUCUCAGUCAAUACAACUUGGUAUUUCUGUCAUGACGUCGUGGAAACAACUGUUUGCUCAAGUACCUCGUAAUAUGUUUGCCAAAAUCACAGCCACCAAAGAAUUUGUCUCUAUCCGGUUACGUCGCAUGGCCUGCUCUCAAAUGUGGAAUGCCAUUAUCAUCUCCAUGUAUCGAGACCACUUGCUAUCCGUCAAUAAUUUACAAUCGUUACUUUAUCAAGUUCAAGUGGAAGAAGACGAAGCAAACGUGGAUGGAGAAGUCAAGCGUGAACUUCAAGCCCCACCUAUUUUUGAUCCAUCCUCGUUUAAAAUGACCGACUAUUUCCCUCCUCAUUCUGAAGCCGAAAGAAGAUUGUCCUUUUUUGCCCAAAGUCUAUCCACACAAAUUCCUUCACCAUCAUCAGUUCAAAACAUGCCUACAUUUACUGUAUUUACACCUCACUAUGCAGAAAAAAUGCUACUUUCGUUACGAGAAAUCAUUCGAGAAGAAGACUCAACAACCCGUGUCACAUUAUUGGAAUAUUUGAAGCGUCUACACCCUGCUGAAUGGAACAACUUUGUCAAGGAUACCAUGUUUAUUGCUGAAGAAAAUGAAAUUCCUUCUAAACCUUCUGAGAAAGACGAUUUACCAUUCUAUUGCAUUGGCUUUAAAUCUUCAGCCCCUGAAUAUACGCUCAGGACCCGUGUUUGGGCUUCUCUUCGCGCCCAAACAUUGUACCGUACCAUAAAUGGAUUUAUGAACUAUGCUCGCGCAUUAAAAAUUCUAUAUCGAAUCGAAAACCCUGAUUUAAAUGAUCCAGUUGCAUCCACCACAGCAUCUCAAUCGGGGAGUAGUAGUCGUGUUGGUGUUGACAUUGAAAGCGAUAUUGAAACAUUUGGUGGCUCACUUGCUGAUAAGAAGAAGGAGACAGAGACCUUGUUGGACGCCAUGGCUCAUCAAAAGUUUCGAUUCUUGGUAGCUAUGCAACGCUAUGCAAAGUUUAACGCUGAAGAGGCUGCUAAUUGUGAAUACCUAUUGACCGAAUACCCGCAUCUUCAGAUUGCUUAUAUUGAAGAAGAGCGAGAUCAAGAAUCAGAUCAGACCUUUUAUUAUUCAGUUUUGAUUGAUGGCCAAUGUGAACUUUUGCCUAACAAUAAGCGUGCUCCAAAAUACCGUAUCCGAUUGCCUGGAAACCCAAUCUUAGGUGAUGGCAAGUCUGAUAAUCAGAAUCAUGCGUUGAUCUUUUAUCGGGGUGAAUACUUGCAGCUGGUGGAUGCAAAUCAAGACAAUUAUCUGGAAGAAUGCUUGAAAAUUCGUAGUAUCUUUGGUGAAUUUGAACAAGAAAAAGAUCAAUUACAACUUGACCAGGUCUAUGCAUUACACAGCACAUCACCUUCUGAGAAUACUAACCCAUCGGCCUCAAAACAAAGAUCGCCUGUAGCAAUUGUGGGUGCCCGAGAAUAUAUUUUUUCAGAAAAUGUUGGUAUGCUUGGCGAUGUAGCAGCAGGAAAGGAACAAACGUUUGGUACUUUGACUCAGCGUAUCAUGGCUAAAACUGGUGGUCGCUUGCAUUAUGGUCAUCCUGACUUUUUGAAUGCAGUAUUUAUGACAACCCGUGGUGGCGUAAGUAAGGCUCAACGAGGUCUUCAUUUGAACGAAGAUAUUUAUGCGGGCAUGAAUGCACUAGUAAGAGGUGGUCGAAUCAAACACACAGAAUAUCUACAGUGUGGAAAAGGUCGUGAUCUAGGUUUUUGUUCUAUUCUUAACUUUACAACCAAGAUUGGUACAGGGAUGGGUGAACAGUUGCUUUCUCGAGAAUACUAUUAUUUGGGUACUCAGCUUCCUUUGGAUCGAUUCUUGACGUUCUACUAUGCACAUCCCGGUUUCCAUAUGAACAACAUUAUGAUCAUUUUUGCUGUACAAGUCUUCCUGUUUUGCAUGACUUUUGUGGGUACAAUGGCCGCGGGCUUACCUCAUUGCAAAGGCGAUAACUGUUUUGAUGUCAAACCUGUCUAUGACUGGUUACAAAGAUGUAUUUUGUCUAUUUUUAUGGUUUUUUUUAUUGCAUUCUUACCACUGUUUCUACAAGAAUUGACUGAAAAGGGUACAAUCCGAUCAAUUUGGCGAUUGAUCAAGCAAUUCCUGUCUUUAUCUCCACUGUUUGAAGUCUUUGUUACACAGAUUUAUGCCAAUUCGGUACUGUCCAAUUUGAGCUUUGGUGGUGCACGCUAUAUUGCCACUGGUCGAGGCUUUGCUACAUCGCGCUUACCUUUCUCUGUUCUCUAUUCAAGAUUUGCGCAUCCCAGUAUUUAUUUUGGUGCUAGAACAAUGUUUAUGUUGUUCUUUGUCUCGCUUGCUCUUUGGAUUCCUCAUCUUAUUUACUUUUGGGCCACUGUUGCUUCAUUGGUUAUAUCACCGUUUGUAUUUAAUCCUCAUCAAUUUGUUUUGACAGAAUUUAUCAACGACUACCGUGAGUUCUUGGGAUGGUUGUCAAGGGGUAAUUCGUCACGCUCAUAUGAGCAUUCAUGGAUUUCAUUCUGUCGUCAAAUUCGUACACAAGUAACAGGUAAUAAGAAGAAAGCAAGACAGAAUUCGACCAUGCUUGAGAAUAAGCCAAUUGUAGCUGUACCGCGAGCAAGGCUCUCCAGUAUCUUUUUUGCCGAAAUCUUGAUGCCAUUUUUCCAAGCCAUCCUGUGUGUUGCCUGUUAUACUUUCUUCAAAAGCCGUGAACAAGUCAAUGUCUAUGGUACACUCAAGAGCCCCAUUAACACAUCAUUAGGCCCCUUUGGUGCCUUGGGGCGUGUUUUACUCAUCGCUCUUGCACCUAUUGCAUUUAAUGCAGUCAUGUUGGUCUUGAUACACAUAGUGUCGAUCAUGUUUUCUAGCUUCAAAAGAACAGGCUUUUACAUGUCGACAUUAGCACACACGCUAGCACUGCUCGGCUUUGUCUUUUGUUCUGAAGUCUUGUGGGCCUUGGAAAGAUUUGAAAUGCGUUCAACAAUACUUGCCUUACUUUCAGUGUUUACUAUCCAACGCUUUAUAUUCAAGGCAUUUGUCAGUCUAUUCUUAACUCGAGAACUACACCAUGAUGCAACCAACAGAGCUUGGUGGACAGGCAAAUGGAUAAAGAGCCAUGUAAGUACAAAACAACAUGGAACAGACUCGGUUGACUCAUGGUUUUUUUUAUGGUAGGUUGCAAACUUGGCAGCAAGAGAAUAUAUCUGUAAGAUUGUUGAAAUGUCAGUGUUUACCACUGAUUUUAUAUUGGGACAUUUGAUCUUGUUUGUAUUGUUCCCUUUUACACUUAUUCCUUCUGUGGA